Boleophthalmus pectinirostris (great blue-spotted mudskipper) is the source of this 1616-nucleotide messenger RNA. It is a transcript of the gene cyp19a1a, whose product is annotated as aromatase. Gene Ontology annotation, molecular function: heme binding; oxidoreductase activity, acting on paired donors, with incorporation or reduction of molecular oxygen; iron ion binding. NCBI's taxonomy places the organism in Eukaryota, Metazoa, Chordata, Actinopteri, Gobiiformes, Gobiidae. The transcript has 9 exons. The record is from RefSeq and is a predicted model, not a curated record. Bases 77 to 1615 code for a protein of 512 amino acids.
GGCCUCUCGCCCAUCGCUGCAUCUUUCUGCGGCCUCUCCCCUCUCACGGCCUAACCUCCGUGUCCUGGAAAGCACCAUGAUGAAUCUGAGCCUGCUCGACGUCAAGACGGACUACACUUCCCACAAGGCCACGGGGCUGCUGUCUCCGGGGGUCACCGUGGCAACUAGGACCCUGGCGCUGCUGGCGUGCGUGCUGCUGGUCGCUUGGAGCCACACUGAAAAGAAGAAGAAGACAACAGUACCAGGUCCUCUGUUCCUCCUGGGUCUGGGGCCUGUGCUCUCAUACCUCAGAUUCAUUUGGACCGGUAUCGGCACGGCCAGCAACUAUUACAACCUGAAGUACGGAGACAUCGUAAGGGUCUGGAUCGACGGAGAGGAGACCCUGGUCAUCAGCAGGUCGUCGGCUGUGCAUCAUGUUCUGAAGAGUUCCAACUACACGUCUCGCUUUGGGAGCAAGCUGGGGCUGGGGUGCCUGGGGAUGCACGAGAGAGGGAUUAUUUUUAACAACAACGUCAAUCUGUGGAAGAAGAUACGCGCCUAUUUCAGCAAAGCUCUGACAGGUCCUGGUAUGCAGCACACAGUCGACAUCUGUGCCUCAUCCACUCAGACUCACCUGGAGGAGCUAAAGGACCUGACCUCUGACCCUCAGGGGCUGCUGGAGCGUGUGGACGUCAUGAGGUUUCUGCGUGCCACUGUGGUCGACAUCUCCAACAGACUGUUCCUGGAUGUGCCCAUCAAUGAGAAGGAGCUGCUGCACAAGAUCCACAAGUAUUUUGAGACUUGGCAGGCAGUUCUGAUCAAACCAGACAUUUACUUCAGACUGGACUGGAUCCACAAGAAACACAAGUCUGCAGCUCAGGAGCUGCAGGACGCCAUAGAGGAGCUGCUCCAACAGAAGCGCAGGUCCAUGGAGCAGGCCGAUAAACUGGACCAUAUUAACUUCGCUGCAGACCUCAUCUUUGCACAGAACCACGGGGAGCUGUCUGGUGAUAACGUGAGGCAGUGCGUGUUGGAGAUGGUCAUCGCGGCUCCAGACACUCUCUCCAUCAGCCUCUUCUUUAUGCUGCUGCUUCUCAAACAGCACCCCCUAGUGGAGCUACAGCUACUGCAGGAGCUAGACACUGUCAUAGGUAAGAGGCAGCUCCAAAACUCAGACUUGCCGAAUCUGCCGGUGAUGGACGCUUUUAUAAACGAAGGCCUGAGAUUUCACCCCGUUGUGGACUUUUCCAUGAGGCGGACGCUGGCUGAUGAUGUCAUUGACGGCUACAGUGUGCCAAAGGGGACAAACAUCAUCCUGAACACAGGGCGCAUGCACAGGACAGAGUUCUUCAUGAAUCCCAAUGAAUUCAGCUUGGAACACUUUAAGAAAAAUGCUCCUCGACGAUUCUUCCAGCCCUUCGGCUCGGGACCCCGCUCCUGUGUGGGGAAGCACGUUGCCAUGGUGAUGAUGAAGUCGGUCCUGGUGACGCUCCUGUCGCAGUACUCGGUGUGUCCACACGAGGGCCUCACUCUGGACCUCCUGCCCCAGACCAACGACCUGUCCCAGCAGCCCGUGGAGAAAGAGCAAUUCGUCUCCAUGAACUUCCUGCCCCGAAACCGAGCCGUAAGAACCUAAA